AUGUAUGGCCCCUCCAAGAGUAGAUCGAGGGAGGAGAUGAUAAGUUAUGUCAAGAAACGGACAUUCUCGACAGAAGAAAAUAUGGAGACCGAAGAGUUGCCGCAAACCCCCAAUCCUGGUAAAUCGGAGGAUUCUACAGCCAACACCGGUGAACCGAGUAACUGUGAGGCUGUUGAUUCUGCCCGCGGGGCUUCCACAAAUAGAGCAGAGUUUGUAAAACCGAAGAAAACCACAAAUUUGAGCAAAAUCAUUUCUGUGACAUCUAUUGAGAAGAGGAAAGCCGUUGAACUGCAAAAUCGAUAUUCUUCUCUCAGUGAGAGUGAAACAGAGGACGAACACAGAGGUAUUACUCAGAAGAACACCAAAAGACUAAAGAAAAUACACAAGAAGAGCACGAUGAAAGAGGGUCAGACAAAUCAGAUCAACCCAAGCAAAACAAUAAUAACGAACGAUAAAAUUAUAAGCCGAAAACCUAGUCAACCACCGCCAAUUGUAUUAAAGGGAAACAAGUACAUGAUCGUUACAGACAAUAAUGUCACCCUCAAGUGGCUCAACCAGUUCAUCAGACACCUGUUGAACAUACGGGUGUAUUGGGAGAGGCGCAACAACGAAAGGGGCAUUAUCCAGUGCCACCGGUGCCAGCUGUGGGGACACGCGACCUCAAACUGUAACAGGGCAUUCAAGUGCCUGAAAUGCGCCGGAGACCACGCAACAUACACGUGCGAAAAGUCGACGGACAUCCCGGCAAAAUGCUUCAAUUGCAAAGGGGAUCAUCCGGCAAACUCCAAAGAAUGCCCUGUUUACAGAAAGAAGGUUGAACAGUUAAUCCAGACGACACCCACAUCAGCGAAGGCUCCGGAACAGAUUACAAAAACAAUCCCAGCGCCACUCCCCACAAAACAGGCAUGGGCAACACGCACCAGCCAGCCCAGCACAUUAAACAACGAGGAUUUCCCAGCACUCAAACCCACCCGAGGAGGCGCCGACGGACACCGAACAGCUAAGUUGUCUAAUAACAACCAAACCAUUGAAUUCACACAGAUUGUUUCAGAGAUGGACCAACUGCGCACCAAGAUGAAUCUGCGAGGCCUCCUGCAAGCGCUGAAGAACCUCAACAGCAUGCUAGACAUAAAACAGUCCCCUUCCCAAAAGUUCAUGAUUUUCAUGAACUUCUGCGAAACUUCCCUGGACAGCUAUGAAUUAUAG
Molecule: messenger RNA, 1206 nt
Organism: Aethina tumida (small hive beetle)
Lineage: Eukaryota; Metazoa; Arthropoda; Insecta; Coleoptera; Nitidulidae
Exons: 2
Coding region: 1-1206 (401 amino acids)
Source: RefSeq, a predicted model, not a curated record